AUGGAGCUGAACCAGACAUCCCCAUCUCCCACAUCACCUGUGCCGGAGACCACCGAUGGAGAAGACCCGUGCAGGAUAGAGGUCACCGAUGUGGCUGUAGACACUGUCACGCUGCUCAUCUGCCUCUGCGGGCUGGUGGGGAACGGAGCCGUCCUCUGGCUCCUCGGCUUCCACAUCCGCAGGAACCCCAUCACCGCCUACAUCCUCAACCUGGCCGUUGCCGAUUUCACCUUCCUCCUCUUCAUGGUCACCUCAUCCCUCCUCUACAUGAUGGAGAACAUCUUCUGCUCCACUGUUGUGUCCUUGACGUACCUGAGGUCGCUUUUCCUGCUCUCACUGUUCUCCUACAACAUGGGCCUGUACCUCCUGACAGCCAUCAGCAUCGAGAGGUGCGUGUCCAUCCUCUACCCGCUCUGGUAUCGCUGCCACCGCCCCCAGCACUUGUCGGCCGUGGUGUGUGCCCUGCUCUGGGCCCUCUCCGUCGCUGUCAUUGCUGCAGUGACUUCUCUGUGCCUGUUGCACGAGCACGAGCACUGCCAGAUAGCUCUCAUCUCCAUGUAUGUCCUCAACUUCCUCUUCUUCGCCCCACCCAUGGUCAUUUCCAAUGUGAUCCUGUUCAUUAAGGUCCUGUGUGGCUCCAAGCAACGUCAACCCAAGAGGCUCUACAUCGUUAUCUUCCUCACCGUCCUCUUCUUUCUUAUCUUUGGGGUUCCCCUCAGCAUCUGGAAUUUCCUGCAGCAGUUCAACAGCACCCUCGUGCCCUCCCAGGUUUUUUUGCUGCUCGCCUGCAUCAACAGCAGCAUCAACCCCUUCAUCUACUUCUUGGUAGGGAGCUGCCGGAGGCACUGCUCAUCGGUCUCCCUCCAGGUUGCCUUCCGGAGGGUCUUCGAAGAGACGGGGGUCACCACGAUCUCCAGCUAA
Molecule: messenger RNA, 921 nt
Organism: Gymnogyps californianus (California condor)
Lineage: Eukaryota; Metazoa; Chordata; Aves; Accipitriformes; Cathartidae
Product: mas-related G-protein coupled receptor member H-like
Exons: 1
Coding region: 1-921 (306 amino acids)
Biological process (GO): G protein-coupled receptor signaling pathway
Cellular component (GO): membrane
Molecular function (GO): G protein-coupled receptor activity
Source: RefSeq, a predicted model, not a curated record